Messenger RNA from Prorocentrum cordatum, 1458 nucleotides. Lineage: Eukaryota; Dinophyceae; Prorocentrales; Prorocentraceae. The record is from the annotation of a GenBank genome assembly.
GCGUACGGCCGUGCCCCAGCACCCCCUCCUCGCGCACGACGGGCCGCUUGCGGCCUCGCAGCUGCCACCGAGAUGACGACCAGCGGCGUGUGGAACACCAAGGAUCAGGGCUUCGAGAUGAAGCGCAAGUCGUCGUUCUCGCUCCUCACCGAAGAGGUGACGCGCCCGAAGCCGCAGGACGCCUCCGACAAGCUGUGGAAGCUGAUGAAGCACUACGAGGCGAACGAUCCGGAGUCCAUCCAGAAGUCAUUCGCGCGCCACCUCGAGUACUCGCUCGCGUGCACCCGGUUCAACUUCACGAUGGAGGAUGCGUACCGCGCCGCGGGUCUCGUCCUGCGCGACCGCUUGAUGGAGUCUCUGAAUGACACCAACGACUGGUACGAGAAGCAGGACGUGAAGCGCGCAUACUACCUGUCUGCGGAGUACCUUAUCGGCCGCCACAUGCAGAACGCCAUCGCCAACCUCGACCUGGAGGAGCCCUUCAAGAACGCCUUCCUGGACCUCGGGAUGAAGCUGGAGGACUUGACUGAACAGGAGGACGACCCCGCCCUGGGCAACGGCGGCCUCGGCCGCCUCGCCGCCUGCUUCCUGGACUCCAUGGCAACGCUGUCGCUGCCGAUCUGGGGCUACGGCAUCCGCUACAGCUACGGCAUGUUCAAGCAGAAGAUCGACGACGGCAGGCAGGUGGAGGUGCCCGACUUCUGGCUGGGGAACGGGUGCCCCUUCGAGAUCCCGAGGCCGGACACCAUCUACCCCGUGCGCUUCGGGGGCUACACGGAGGAGGGCGCGGACGAGAAGGGCAACUUCUGCAUCAGGUGGCUGGGGGGCGAGAUCGUGCAGGCCAUGGCCUACGACAACCCCAUCCCCGGCUUCGACACCUUCAACACCAACAGCCUGCGCCUGUGGCGCGCGCUGCCCUCCACGGAGUUCGACCUCGACUCGUUCAGCAACGCCAAGUUCACCGACGCGGUGGAGGCGCGCCGCCGUGCCGAGGACCUCUCGGCCGUGCUCUACCCGAACGACGCGACGUACGAGGGCAAGGAGCUGCGCCUGCGCCAGCAGUACUUCUUCGUCAGCGCCUCCCUGCAGGACAUCCUGCGCAGGUUCAUGAAGCGCCCGAACUUCAAGUGGGAGGAGCUCCCCGAGAAGGUUGCCGUGCAGAUGAACGACACCCAUCCGACCAUCUCGAAGGUGCCCUGGGACAAGGCCUGGGAGCUGACCAAGAAGUCCCUGAGCUACACGAACCACACCGUCAUGCCGGAGGCCCUCGAGAAGUGGCCCGUGGAGAUGAUGGAGCGGCUGCUGCCUCGCCACGUGCAGAUCAUCGGAGAGAUCAACCUGCGUUGGUGCACGGAGCCAUCGCGGCCCCGCCCCCUUGGGGAGGGCCAGCGAGGAGGAGGAGGGGGAGGCCGCCGAAGAAGGAGCCCUGCUUGUGGGGGAGGGGCUCAGUGCUCUUGA